Messenger RNA from Colletotrichum higginsianum IMI 349063, 645 nucleotides. RefSeq names its product HD domain-containing protein. The record is from RefSeq and is a predicted model, not a curated record. Lineage: Eukaryota; Fungi; Ascomycota; Sordariomycetes; Glomerellales; Glomerellaceae. The transcript has a single exon. Bases 1 to 645 code for a protein of 214 amino acids.
AUGGCACAAGCCCCGACAACCACCAACGACGAACUUGUCGCCAAGGUCACUGAGUACGUCAAGGAGUACAUGUCAAAGUACGACGCAUCCCAUGACUUCAACCACAUCAGACGCGUCGUCUCACUCGCCCACCGCAUCUACGCUCAAUCCCCUGCCACGCCGGCCCUGGAUAAGCACACCAUCACCCUCGCCGCUCUCCUGCAUGACGUUGGCGACCGCAAGUACUUGCAGCCCGGCGAAGACGCCUCGACUCUUGUUUCCACCGUCCUCCAGUCUCUCGGCGUCGAUGCCGAACUCGCCGCCCGCGUGCAAGCCAUCUGUCUCGGCGUCAGCUACUCCAGCGAGAUCAAAGAUCCGACUCGGGUCCGCACGCUGAUCGCUGCGCAUCCGGAGCUGGCGGUCGUGCAGGAUGCGGAUCGUCUGGACGCCAUCGGUGCCGUGGGCGUAGGCCGCUGCUUCACCUUUGGCGGCGCAAAGGGCUCGCGGAGCCUGGACGACUCCAUUCUGCACUUCGAGGAGAAGUUGGUCAAGCUUGAGGGAAUGAUGAAGACGGAUGCGGGGCGGGAGCUGGCGCGGGAACGGACGAGGAGAAUCCAGACGUUCAUGGAGUGGUGGCAGGACGAGGCCGGUCCUGUAAGUGCAUGA